GCUGCGUAAAAGCUUUUAAUUCCAACGACAGGCGCGUGAGAGACCUGCAGUUUCACCGAGACGCGGGCGCAGUUCACGCUCGGGGUAAAUGCGCACACGCAUCAGUCGGCAGCAGAAUUAAAGCCCAGGAAGCCUAGCGACCGUGGAGGUGACAGCGAGGCCACAGGAUGACUAACACCUCCCGGUAUCUGGUUAAUCACCUGCUGACGUUCUCCCUGCGGGACGGCGAGGCGGUGAACGUGGAGGAGGCCAAGGCGCGACUCUCCUUCCUGGCUCAGAGCAAGAAGCUGUGGAUCCAGCAGAUGCACCUGGACGUGGGCGCCGAGGCCGUGCUCCUGCGCGACGUCCAGAGCCAGGACGAGCUGGAGCGCUACGCGCUCAAGUCCAUCUACCGCUGCGAAGCCGCCAACAUGGAGGCGCUCUUCCCGUCGCUCCUCGUGUUGGUCUGUCAGAGCGCGGAGGAGAAGACGCCCGAGAUCCUCUUCUUCAGCUGCGAGGCCGUGAAGGCGGAGGACGUCUGUGCCGACGUCCGGCGCGCGGUGUCGAACAGGAGCCAGCGGCUGUCGGACGCUCUCAGGCUCCCGUCCACGGGCGGAGGCAUGGAGCCCUACGACGUCCCGCGGCCCCCGAUCGCGCAUGCUCCCAAUCACCCGGCGACAAAUCCUCCCCCGUAUCCUGGACCGAGAGCCAACGCCACCAACGCGCUGAACGCGGCCGACGGCAGCCCCGGCGACGCCCUCCUGCGAGCGCAGAGGGAGAUCGACAUCCUCAACCACUGCUUCGAGGACGUGGAGAGCUUCAUGGCGCGGCUGCAGCAGACGGCGGAGGCCGCCACGGUGCUGAGUCAGCGGAAGAAGAGCAAGAAGAAGAGUAAGAAGCAGAAGGCCGAAGAGGAUUUACUCGGCGCUAAAGCUCAGCCUCCACCAGAGCAGGAAUUCGUUGAUAUCUUCCAGAAAUUCAAAUAUUGCUUCAGCCUCCUGGCUCGUCUCAGGCCCCACAUUUCAAAUCCGUCGUCGGAGGAGCUGGUUCACCACAUAUUUAAGCCCCUGGACAUGAUGGUGAAAACCACCGGAGGACCCGCCCUCGGGGCCUCGGUGUCCGGCCCCGCCCUGACCUCCUCGGCCGUGUCCCUGCUGAAGGAGACCCUGAGCGAGCCGGAGCGGCAGCUGUGGGCGUCUCUGGGGCCCAACUGGACGCUGCCUCGCUCUCAGCUUACGGGGCCCGUAGCUCCCUACAGCCCCGUGUUCCUGAGCGGCUGGAAGCCGGAAGCGCUGAGGGCCGACCGACAGGUUUGGGAGGAUCCGGUUGAAUCACAGCACAAACACGAGGCUCUGCAAGUGAAGGAGGAGCAGAAGCCUCAGCCGCUCGGACCUCGAGACGCCGGCGUCAGCGCCGAAACUGACGUCGGCACGCACGCGGCCCAGCCGGAGAGACUCUACAGCUGUAGCUACAGCUUCAUAGCGAGGAACAGCAGCGAGCUUUCGGUGCAGCAGGGGGAAACACUGGAGGUCAUCGAAUCGUCCAAGCGCUGGUGGAAGUGUCGCAACCGCUUCGACGAGGUCGGGUUCGUCCCCUUCAACAUCCUGGAGCCCGCGGCUCACAUCGACAGCCCCGUCAGCAACAAAGCUCCCCUUGCGCCCGCCCCGCCCCCCGUGGGCAGGGCCGCGGCCACGCCCAGCCCCCCCGUCCUGCCCAAAGGCCCCGCCCACGCAGGGAAGCGUCCAAUCAACCUGCCGGCGUUCAGCCAGCACGUGCCGGCUGCGGAGGACACGGACAAAGUCAUGAUGGUGAACGAUGAGCUGCUCAAGAGGCUGACGAACGGGAAGACCAACCUGAACAAACCCCUGGUGAUCCACCGCUCCGCAGAGACCACGGUCCCUCUGGACUAUCACUCUCCUCCGGAGGAAGUGGCCCAGUGGCUCCAAGCGAAAGGCUUCAGCGAUCAGACGGUGUCGUGUCUGGGAGUGCUGACGGGCGCGCAGCUCUUCUCGCUCAACAAGAAGGAGCUGCAGACCGUGAUUCCGGACGAGGGAGCCAGAGUGUACAGCCAGCUCACGGUGCAGAAGUCACUGCUGGAGGAUGCCAAGAACGCCACAGAGUUGGAGACAGUCAUGGAGAAACAGAAGAUGAAGGUGGACCUGAAACUGGAGAGCGGCACGUUGUGAGAAGAGACACGGCGCAACUCAUUCAGAUGUACAAACAUAAGUUAUAUUCACCAGAGAAGUGACUCGACUUUCAAAGACUCUCCUGCUUAUGUCCACACUGCUUCAUCUUUUAUCGAUGAAGACGAAAAUGUAAACUGAUACAGGUGCUAGUCAAAUUCACUAAAGUGUACGUUCAUGUGAAUAGUUUUCUUCCAAUAACUUAAACUGUAUUUAUCUUUGUAUGCUAUAAUUUAACCGUAGUUUAGUUCAGACACUGAUAAGAAAAGGCACACAAGUUAAAAUGUUGGGAUGUUUAUUAAUUGAGACACUAACAUAACAUUACCAGCAGAAAAUAAACAUGAAUUCACACGCCCGGGAAAAGCAAUGCACCCAUUCGAAUCAGCUUGCACGGAAAUUUAAUCACGGGGGGUUCGGCCAAAUCGGGGCAGGACUCCACUUUUUCAAAUGACUAAUAAAGUUGUGAAUGUCA
Molecule: messenger RNA, 2634 nt
Organism: Betta splendens (Siamese fighting fish)
Lineage: Eukaryota; Metazoa; Chordata; Actinopteri; Anabantiformes; Osphronemidae
Product: epidermal growth factor receptor kinase substrate 8-like protein 1
Exons: 19
Coding region: 168-2165 (665 amino acids)
Biological process (GO): positive regulation of ruffle assembly; regulation of Rho protein signal transduction; Rho protein signal transduction
Cellular component (GO): plasma membrane; vesicle; ruffle membrane
Molecular function (GO): actin binding
Source: RefSeq, a predicted model, not a curated record